AUGACUUCAGCCGGUUUCAACGGAAAAUCUGAUUGGGAAAAGCUAGCGCGUGGAAAAGUAUAUUUGUGGACCAAGGAUGAGGACAAUUUUUUGUGGAAUGAAUGUAAGCAGUUUGCAGUAGAUGGCAUACCCGGGCAGGUGAAGGAAGAAGAAUUUGAAGGAGUGGUUGCUGCUUUCAGGCUAGAACAGAGAAAACAUCGAGAGAAUGACAGCUGGCCACCUAGAUCGUUAGCGACUGUAUCGAUGUUGCAAAGAAGAUACUAUAAAUUAAGCGCAGUGGCAAGAGCACAUGGAGGGGACCCUUUCUGGGAAGGCAAUAACGGUUACAAGCCAACGCGCAUACCUAUCAUACCGGGCACAGAAAGAGGAGCAUCGAGGGAUAUUAAUGAAGGGGAUAACCAAUAUGACAACAGCUUCGAGGAGAGUAUGGACUCAAGCAAUUACCCUAUGUCCCCCCCUGUGGAUGCACCAUUCGCCAAUACUUAUUCCGAAGAACAAUAUCGACAAGGUGAUAGGUAG
Botrytis byssoidea is the source of this 519-nucleotide messenger RNA. RefSeq lists its product as uncharacterized. The transcript has a single exon. The record is from RefSeq and is a predicted model, not a curated record. NCBI's taxonomy places the organism in Eukaryota, Fungi, Ascomycota, Leotiomycetes, Helotiales, Sclerotiniaceae. Bases 1 to 519 code for a protein of 172 amino acids.